AUUCACCAAUUAUACUCCGAAGUUCAUUUCUUUUUCAUGGGGGGAGAACGACACUGUUUAUCUUUUUGUACGGAGUACUCUGUAGUCAGUGGUGUCUUUCUUGUGUGCCCGGUCUGCCCUGUAUCUGUAUUUGGACUUUGGAAUAGUUCGGGUUGGAUCUUGGGCUGACAGACUCCAUAGCCGAUCUUGCUCCGAUCUCCUACAGCGAAGACCGAGUCGACUCGCCAUUCUAGAUGGUUCCGUGUCGACUCACUCUCCUCCUCACUCUCUCCUCUCUGCUCAUCCUCUCCUUGUUAGCAUCUCAUCCUCUGGCCAAAACCGCCGCCGUGGACGACGACGACGACGAAGAUCUCAGCUUUCUCGAGUCCGACGACGAAAACGACGAGCCGUCGAAACCCUCCCACCUGUCGGACCCUCAAUUCGGAAGUGACGACGAAUUCGAGGACGAUGUAGAAGACGAGGACGACGAGGACGAUUUCGACAGCUACAGCGACUUUGAUGAUCCGCAGGGGCUCGGUGACGAGCAGGACGAGGACGACGGGCCGAAGGUGGACGAGAAGGAUGUGGUUGUCUUGACGGAUGGAAACUUCAGCGAUUUCGUGGAGAGUAACAAGUAUGUGAUGGUGGAGUUCUACGCUCCCUGGUGCACUCACUGCAAGGGUCUCAAGCCGGAAUAUGCCUCCGCCGCCACCGAGCUGAAAUCGGAGAAUGUGGCUCUUGCUAAGGUAGAUGCCACCAAGGAACCCGAGCUCGCCGAGAACUACGAGGUCCAGGGUUUCCCUACUGUUUUCUUCUUUGAUGACGGCGAGCAUAAACCCUACAAUGGCCAGCGAACCAAGGAUGCCAUUGUGAAUUGGAUCAAGAAGAGGAUUGGGCCGGGGGUAUAUAAUGUAACCUCAACUGAGGAUGCGGAACGAAUAUUAGCAGCUGAAAACAAAUUUGUUGCGGGAUUCCUUGAUUCUUUGGUGGGUCUUGCAAGUGAGGAGUUUGCUGCUGCUUCAAAAUUAGAGGAUGAUAUUAACUUUUAUCAGACAGAUGAUCCUAAUGUCGCUAAACUUUUCCACUUGGAGCCCAAUGUGGAACGACCCACAUUGGUCAUGCUUAAGAAGGAAGAGGAAAAAGUUGCCCUUUAUGAUGGUGUCUUCACAAAAUCUGGUAUAGUUGCAUUUGUUUCUGCUAACAAGCUUCCAUUGGUGACACCAUUUACCCGCGAAAGCGGACCUUUAAUAUUUGGAAGUCCAAUUAAGAAACAGGUGAUGCUAUUUACCACAGCAGAUGAUAAGGACAAGUUCUUCCCUAUCUUCCAAGAUGCUGCAAAGUUCUUCAAAGGAAAGCUUUUAUUUGUAUAUAUCGAAAUGGACGACAAAGAUGUUGGAGAGCCAGUGGCAGAAUAUUUUGGAGUUGGCGGGGACGCUGCAAAGGUACUUGGAUACUCAGGAAAUGAUGAUGCUAAGAAAUACAUCUUCGACCAAGAGAUUACACUUGAGAACAUUAAGGGAUUUGCUUCUGAUUUUGUGGACAGCAAGCUUAAACCUUUCUACAAAUCAGAUCCUAUUCCCGAGACCAAUGAAGGGGACGUGAAAAUAGUUGUGGGGAAUAAUUUUGAAGACGUGGUCUUGGAUGCGUCAAAAGAUGUCCUCCUUGAGAUCUAUGCACCGUGGUGCGGACAUUGCCAAGCUCUAGAGCCAACAUACAACAAGCUUGCCAAGCACCUACGUGACAUCGAGUCUAUUGUCGUUGCUAAAAUGGAUGGAACUACAAACGAACACCCCAAAGCUAAGGCAGAAGGAUAUCCCACCCUCCUUUUCUUUCCUGCUGGAAAUAAGUCUUCUGAUCCAAUUCGCGUGGACUCCGACAGGACGGUAGUGGCAUUGUACAAGUUCAUCAAGAAACACGCCGCUGUCCCCUUCAAACUCCAGAACCCGUCAACCUCUAACACCGCCACGCCUCAGAAGACCGGAGACAUCAAAGGCUUCGAUACGAAUUUUAAUGAUGAAUUAUGAACAUAGCAAUUGUAUCAUCAGAUAUAUAUAGGUAAAGGAUCAUGCGUGACAUUAACUUUUUAAUAUGUAAUGUUUUUGACCAAAUCAUUUUACCCACAAUCAUCCAUUUAAUGUUUUCUCUUGGAUUGAGUGGCGCCAAAUCCACACAAUUUUUUGUAGGCCUACAACUAAUUAAGGAUGGCAAUUUAAACAAAAACAAAUUCUAGUGAAUAUU
Cuscuta campestris is the source of this 2217-nucleotide messenger RNA. The record is from the annotation of a GenBank genome assembly. Lineage: Eukaryota; Viridiplantae; Streptophyta; Magnoliopsida; Solanales; Convolvulaceae.